Chrysochloris asiatica (Cape golden mole) is the source of this 3064-nucleotide messenger RNA. RefSeq names its product RAB6A, member RAS oncogene family (gene RAB6A). The coding region runs from base 456 to 1082 and encodes 208 amino acids. Gene Ontology annotation, molecular function: GTP binding; GTPase activity. The transcript is spliced from 8 exons. The record is from RefSeq and is a predicted model, not a curated record. Lineage: Eukaryota; Metazoa; Chordata; Mammalia; Afrosoricida; Chrysochloridae.
ACUCAGCAGGUUGGGCUGCGGUGGCGGUGGCGGUGGCGGUGGCAGCGGCAGCUGGGGAGCUGAGACGCUGCGUUUAAGAGGUCCCAGACACAUCUUCGGCUCCGUCUCCGGCACCCUCCGCCUCUCUCACCCCAGUCUCCUUCUGGGUGCUGCGGAAAGCAAGGGUGCUAGCCUUGGGAAUCCCGAGCACACCCGUGGCUGCUUCCGACACCGCCCUCCUUUCCUUCCAAGCCGCGGGCCUCGCUAGGUACUAGGCGACUCUGCGGGGAGGCGGCGGCGACGGCUGCCGGUCUGUGGAGGAGUCCUACGCUCCAGCCUUGUUCUUCCGCCGGGCCUGCAGGGGCCGAGAGAGCUCGGCUCCUGCUCUUCCUUUUGCCUUUUUCGUCUGCCGGUUGGAGCGGCGUCGGUCCGGGAGGUCUCUGGACUGAGGCGGCGGCAGCUCCUCCGGCUCCAUCAUGUCCGCGGGCGGAGACUUCGGGAAUCCGCUGAGGAAAUUCAAGCUGGUGUUCCUGGGGGAGCAGAGCGUUGGAAAGACCUCCUUGAUCACCAGAUUCAUGUAUGACAGUUUUGACAACACCUAUCAGGCAACAAUUGGCAUUGACUUUUUAUCAAAAACAAUGUACUUGGAAGAUCGAACAAUCAGGCUGCAGCUGUGGGAUACUGCGGGUCAGGAACGUUUCCGUAGCCUCAUUCCCAGUUACAUCCGUGAUUCUGCUGCAGCUGUAGUAGUUUACGAUAUCACAAAUGUUAAUUCAUUCCAGCAAACUACAAAAUGGAUUGAUGAUGUCAGAACAGAAAGAGGAAGUGAUGUUAUCAUCAUGCUAGUAGGAAAUAAAACAGAUCUUGCUGACAAGAGGCAAGUGUCAAUUGAGGAGGGAGAAAGGAAAGCCAAAGAGCUGAAUGUUAUGUUUAUUGAAACUAGUGCAAAAGCAGGAUAUAACGUGAAGCAGCUCUUCCGACGUGUUGCAGCAGCUUUGCCUGGAAUGGAAAGCACACAGGACAGAAGCAGAGAAGACAUGAUAGACAUAAAACUGGAAAAGCCUCAGGAGCAACCUGUCAAUGAAGGAGGCUGUUCCUGCUAAUUCCUUGUGAUAUCUUCAGCCCUUCUCCAGAAGCUCAUGGCUUUGGCCCCUUACUCUUUCAUUGACUGCAGUGUGAAUAUUGGCUUGAACCUUUUCCUUUCAGUAAUAACGUAUUGCAAUUCAUCAUUGCUGCCUGUCUCGUGGAGAUGAUCUAUUAGCUUCACAAGCACAAAAAAGUCAGUGUCUUCAUUAUUUGUAUUUUACAAAAAGCCAAAAGAUUUCAGCAUAUUCCAGUGGUAACUUUAAAAAUUAGAUACAUUUUCUUAACAUUUUUUUCCUUUUUUAAUGUUAUGAUAAUGUAUUUCAAAAUGAUGGAAAUCUCAACAGUAUGCGUGUGGCUUGGUUAAGGAGCAGUCUGUUCACAGCGCAUUUGCUUGCUUCCUGAUCUUCCCCUGCUUUUCUCAACCUCUGCCGUUCCCUCCCUGUACCCUAUUCCUCACCUUCCAUUCCUCAAAGCAAACAGGUGGUAGCAGAGAAGCAACAAGACCAAGCCCACUGCAAUUAUCCUUCCAAUUUUAAGAAUACCACUUCCUUUAGGCCUUUUGGGCUAAAAUGUCCAAAAUAAUCCUUCAGCACUGAUAUAAAUUACUUUGACCUUCUUUGAGGUCAGAACUCAGCUAUCUUGGUGGUUAGUGCUUAAAUAAGAAAAGGGUUCUGGUGCAUAUUCAAAAUUUUUCCUAAUGAACAUACUGGGUACUUAUAAGUAGAGGAACAUAAAUGUAUUUCUCACCCAAACAAAUGACCCUUUCACAUGUGCUUUAUUAGAUUCUGGGAGAGAGACAUGAACAAAUGCUUUAGUAUAGGUGUUAAGUAUUUUUUUGUAAUACUUUAUUGUAAGAAUCACCAAGUUCCAAUGGACUGUUUCUCCCAAGAUUUAUAAAUUGUCAAGUUAGAGUUAUUCUAUUUGUCAGAAAAAACUUUUAAAGCAAUAGAUUUCUCUUGGGCUUUCUUUGUUUUUAAAAACUGCUCUGCAGGCAAGACACUGAAGUUAAAUUCCUUUAAGAAGAACCAGUGAAAGAAUUUUAAUUGGGCACCAUGAUCAAAGCUACUAUAACCAAUAGAAACAGUGAUAACUAAAUCUCACCAACAAAAGAACCCUAAGCAGAAUAAUAGAUACUUUACUCAGGACAUUUGAAGGAAACAGUUUUUUUUUAUAAGCCCCUGUAGGCACAUCUGAAAAAAAGCAUACAUAGAGGAGGGGAAGGAGAGAAUGGAAAUAAAAUUUAAUAUUAAUGCAGAUUUAUGCCUUAUUUUUAGCAUUUUUUUAUGUUGGGUUGCUCAGGCUGGUUUUGCUUUUUAUUAGAGCUGUAUAGUUUGGCUAAUUAACUGGUGAUUUAGUUUUAUAUUUAAGCUAUGAUCAACCUUUUCUUUGGUGAUAUUUAUUCUUUUGCCUUUUUUAAAAAACUACUAUCAGUUUUUGGAAGUUUUGUUGAAUAUUUAGAGCUUGAUCAACAUGGCAAUAUGUAUUUCCUUUAAAACACUGCAAACACAUAUACUAGGAGUAUACCCUUUUAACCUUUACUAGUUAUUGUGAGGUUGCUGUGUAAGUUAAUAAACACAUUUGUAAAUACAUUGUUUGCAGGAGGAAAACUUCUGAGUUAUAGCUCAGGAAAAUCCUGCUAAAUUUAUGUUGUAAGCAUUACUUAACACAGUAUAAAGGUGAAAAGAUAAAAAUAUCUUCAUACUUCCUCAUCUUCUCAUUGCAACAAAACCCUUUAACCGGGAACCUUAUUCCCAUCUUUUUCUUCUUCCUCCUCCACUUAUUGUCACCUUGUAAUAUUCAGAGAGCACUUGGAUUAUUGAUCUGAAUAGAGAAAUGCUUUCAGAUAAUUAUUAGCCCACAUACCAGUAACUUAUGCUCAAAGACAGGAUGGAGUUGUUAAGUGCUUUUAUAAUGCAAUAUUAUUGUUAAAGGCAAGGGUUGACUCUUUGUUUUAUUUUGACAUGGCAUGUCCUGAAAUAAAUAUCAAUUCAAUAUGGCA